AUGGCUUGUCGAGAAGCUGCCCAUUCAGGCUCAUGGUACUCUGACGACGCGGCGACCUUGACCCGUCAGCUCGACGAGUGGAUGGGCAGGGUGCCAAACGAGAUCGAAGGUAUUGGAAGCUUGCCGGUUGCUGGUGCUAGGGUCAUUAUUGCUCCCCAUGCUGGAUUUGCCUAUUCUGGGCGAUGUGCAGCUUUCGCCUAUAAGUGUCUCGAUUUAUCCAAGGCCAAACGCAUUUUCCUGAUCGGGCCUUCUCACCAUCAUCCUUUCUCCAAGAUCGCCCUGCCGGAGGUGUCUUCCUACUCCACCCCCCUCUCACCAGACCCACUGCCACUUGAUAAAGAGGUAAUUGCAGAAUUGUUGAACCGGGCCGAAAAUGGCCAUGUUCGCUUUUGCACCAUGAGCCAAGCCAUUGAUGAGGCCGAGCAUAGCCUAGAACUCCAUCUCCCAUACAUUCACUAUCUCUUGCAGCGUCUAUACCCGGACGAACCAGCGGCGUCUUAUCCUAAACUUGUGCCCAUGAUGGUCGGAAGCACGUCCGCUCCCACAGAGCAGGCCUUUGGAAGGAUCCUGGCCCCAUACUUGGCGAACCCAGAGAAUGCUUUUAUCAUCUCCUCGGAUUUCUGCCACUGGGGCCUCCGGUUUGCGUACGCGUAUUAUAUCGACGACGUCCCCUCUCCAGGGCCUGUGCUGCCCCUGUCGUAUGACGCGUUGCCCCAACCGUCAGAGGCGUUGAAGCUCGGAUCGGCCAGACGCCAAAUCACUGCCGUUUCCAGCGGUCGUUAUCUGCGUGCGGGUGACCAGUUGCCAAAGCAUGCGGAUGUUCCGGCUAUUUAUGAAAGUAUCUCCGCCUGUGAUAUCGCAUGCAUGUCUGCCAUUGCGUCAGGCCACAAGCAGACCUUUUUAGACGCGAUCAAGUCUACAGGGAAUACCAUCUGCGGAAGACACCCAAUUGGGCUUAUUAUGUCAGCCUUUGAGUUUGUUCUGGGGAAGGAUAAGGAAAAUAUUAGGGAUUUGGAGAUCAAAGCGGCGGAUGAGACUCAGACUCAUUUGAUGCGGGGAGCAUUCAACUUCGUCCGAUAUGAGAGGAGCUCGAACUGUGUUUCGGUCGUGGACAGCUCUGUCAGCUACGUUUCUGCCUUUGCGGUGUUGUAA
Messenger RNA from Uncinocarpus reesii 1704, 1152 nucleotides. RefSeq lists its product as uncharacterized. The coding region runs from base 1 to 1152 and encodes 383 amino acids. The record is from RefSeq and is a predicted model, not a curated record. The transcript is spliced from 3 exons. NCBI's taxonomy places the organism in Eukaryota, Fungi, Ascomycota, Eurotiomycetes, Onygenales, Onygenaceae.